ACAGGAAGCGAAGAUGGAACACAUGUCUGGGGAAGAAUGUCAAACGCAGUAAGACAAAACAAGAGGUAAUCUGUUAUGCACAGCAGCAUUGACAGACAACAUGGUUGAGCCAAUUUUCGACUACCAGUUCAGACUGAUCCUGAUAGGUGACAGUACCGUGGGAAAAUCGUCGUUACUGAAAUAUUUUACAGAUGGUAAAUUUUCCGAGGUGUGUGACCCGACUGUAGGUGUUGAUUUCUACGCACGUCUGUUGGAGGUGAAGCAAGGUGUCCGGGUAAAGUUACAGCUUUGGGACACCGCAGGGCAGGAGAGAUUCAGGUCAAUAACCCGAUCCUACUACCGUAAUUCUGUAGGUGUUCUGAUAGUGUUUGAUUUAACCAAGCGACGCUCCUUUGAGAAUGUUGAUGGUUGGCUGAAGGAAGCACGUGCCCAUAUAGAGCCAUAUGAGGCUGUUUAUAUGGUGGUAGGACAGAAGGCUGACUUGGAGGAUCAACGUCAGGUUACACAUAGAGAGGCACGCCUCUACGCAGAGACUAACUGUCUCCGCUACAUUGAAACAUCAGCAUUUUCAGGACAGAAUGUUGAAGAGGCAUUUCAGUCUCUUGCCCAUGAUAUUCACGAGAAACUGGAGGAUGGCUCCAUUAAGGUGGAGGAGGGAUGGGAUGGUGUGAAGAAUGGAUUCGCACGUCCCAAAGAAUCAUUCCAUGUGAUGGAGGGGGAGCCAGAAGGAGGAGGCUGCUGCUGAUGACAAUCAGACUAGGACUAGUGUCAAGUCCAAAUGACAUUAAGUAUUUUUAGGUGUGAAGGUCAAGGUUAAACUGUUGUUAACAAAAUGUCAAAAUGUGUAAUUAACAUGAAAGGUCAGACUGUGUAGAAUUAAUAUAAAAGGUCAAACUUUAGUUAAUACCAAAGGUCAAACUGUACAGUUAAUACCUAAGGUCAACCUGUACAGUUAAUACCAAAGGUCAAACUGUACAGUUAAUACCAAAGGUCAGAAUUAAAGUUAACACAGUAGAUCAAACAUACAUUUAUAUUAUCAGGCAAGGCUUGGACAACAUGGUUACAUUCUGUAAAUAACAAAUGCUUGUGUGUUUAAUUAGUAUCCUCAAUAUCAAAUGCACCUUGAGGUUGAAUUUCUGAAUGCACAAUGAAUGCAUUUGCCUCAACAUGUCGGGAGAAAAUACUAUGCUUAAAUUUGUCUUGGCCAGGAUAUAUAUGAAAUACUUUAGGCCAUAAAAAACAUGACUUAAUCUGUUAAGGUUUAGGAAAAUCAAGUGAUUUGGUCAAAGAGAUCAGAAAUAGUCAUAAUAAUUUAACCUAUAUAGGUUAAUACAUCAGAAAAAUGAUUACAGUUUUCCAUUAAAAACAUUAACAACGGUAUGCUUCAUCGAAAAAUGAUCUGUUAAGAUUACUGAUUUUGAAAUUGUAGUGACUUCCAGAAAUAGAAGGGUGUUUAUUCUUUCUAGUUAGAGCUAAGAGGGCUGGGAUGUUGACUCUUAAGUUAGAGCUAGGAUGCAUGGGUGUUGACUGUCCAGUUAGAGCUAGGAUGGGUGUUGACUGUCCAGUUAGAGCUAGCUAGGAUGGGUGUUGACUGUCCAGUUAGAGCUAGCUAGGAUGGGUGUUGACUGUCCAGUUAGAGCUAGGAUGGGUGUUGACUGUCCAGUUAGAGCUAAGAUGAGUGUUGACUGUCCAGUUAGAUCUAGGAUGGGUGUUGACUGUCCAGUUAGAGCUAGGAUGGGUGUUGACUGUCCAGUUAGAUCUAGGAUGGGUGUUGACUGUCCAGUUAGAGCUAGGAUGGGUGUUGACUGUCCAGUUAGAGCUAGGAUGGAUGUUGACUGUCCAGUUAGAGCUAAGUUAGAGCUAGGAUGGAUGUUGACUGUCCAGUUAGAGCUAAGAUGGGUGUUGACUGUCCAGUUAGAGCUAGGAUGGGUGUUGACUGUCCAGUUAGAGCUUGGAUGAGUGUUGACUGUCCAGUUAGAGCUAGGAUGGGUGUUGACUGUCCAGUUAGAGCUUGGAUGAGUGUUGACUGUCCAGUUAGAGCUAAGAUGGGUGUUGACUGUCCAGUUAGAGCUAAGAUGGGUGUUGACUGUCCAGUUAGAGCUAGGAUGGGUGUUGACUGUCCAGUUAGAGCUAGGGUGAGUAUUGAAUUGAGUUUGAUUUAGGAGGUGUAUUGACUCCUUUCAAAUUUGGGACAAGUGUACAUGUGUUAUCAGAGCUAUUUCAUUAAGUUAGUAGGGAUGUUAACAACUUAAUUUGAGUUCAAAGGGGUAUUGACUUCCUUGUUUUCAGUUAAUUGAGAUAUAAGCAUGUCCAAAGUUUUAGUCGACUUGUCCUCCCAGAGGGUAUUGUCUCCCAACUUAUACAGGUGUAUUGGCUCAUCUGAAUUUGAGUUAUUUACAGAAAUAUUAUAUGUUACUGAAGCACUCAAGUUUGAUCAUUAUUUGGAGAAGGAAAGGAUUGGCUAGCUUAGGUUAAAUUUUAAAAAAUCCAUUUUUUUUUUACACGUUCAAUACCAAAUAAAUAGAAAAUGGUCUAUUACUUCAAAAUUACUUAAUUAUUUCCAUGGAUCAUUGUCCUCAUAAUAUUCAUCUGGAAGUAAUUUUUUGUCCUAUAUAGGGCAUGUAAAAUUAUUAGCCUAAUAUACAACACACUAAUGGAGGUGUAUAUACUCAGACAAAAAGAUAUAUAAUUUCAUUGUCCUUAUGUAUUUUAUCUUUAAGCUGACUGAGUAAGUUAAAGGGAGUUUUGGUGAGCAGAGUAGUGUGUGUACCUUAUCUGGAUCAUUCAGAGAAACCUUGAGCUUCUGUAAUUCUGAUGAUGAUUAGGUAUCUUAUAAGUUAUAUAAUUAACUUUUUCAGAUUCAGUGAUGCUUGAAAUCAAAAUAUUUAUGUUUGAGUAGGACCCCUCCCCCCUCCACAUUGAUGUCCUGAAACCUGCCUGAACAGUUAAUGUGUCAUUGAAUUGAAGGAGUGUAUAAAACUUCCAUAGACCAAGGGAGGCAACUCCAAAUUGUGAUGUAAUAUAUAGUCAUGGAUGUUGUUCAGUGCAUGUCUGUACUACCACAAAAGUUAUAUCCUCUCCUCUCACCUAACUCAGUUUCUCUCUACGUUCAGACUUACAUUGUCUGUAUCCAUGUCACCCAUAUAACUGUAACAAGUUUCCUAAAAUUGAUUUUCAUUUACUCCAUGAACUCAUCUAACUGUUUGUGCUCCUGUGUAUAGAGGUCGGGCUGGGGGUAGCAUGUGUUAGUACACCUGUGUAUAGAGGUCGGGCUGGGGGUAACAUGUGUUAGUUCAUAGUGUACUUAGAACACCUGUGUAUAGAGGUCGGGCUGGGGGUAAUAUUUGUCAGUUACCUGUGUAUAGAGGUUGGGCUGGGGGUAACGUGUUAGUACAUAGUGUACUUAGAACACCUGUGUAUAGAGGUCGGGCUGGGGGUAACAUGUGUUAGUACAUAGUGUACUUAGAACACCUGUGUAUAGAGGUCGGGCUGGGGGUAAUAUUUGUCAGUUACCUGUGCAUAGAGGUUGGGCUGGGGGUAACAUGUAUUAGAACACCUGUGUAUUGAGGUCGGGCUGCGGGUAGCAUGUGUUAGUGACCUGUGUAUAGAGGUCGGGCUGGGGGUAAUAUGUGUUAGUUACCUGUGUAUAGAAGUCAGACUGAUAUCUGGGAGAGGGAUAAGAUUUUCCUAUGUAUUUCACUACAUUUAUUAUGUUGUGCAAUGUAAUGCCAAAAUGGAUACCAGAUGAACUGCAAAUAAUGGUCAUUUACUAAUAUACUAUAUAACAGUCCCAGAGGGUAAUUUUUAAGCAUGAUGUAACCACUGACACCUUUUUAUAUUUUAUUCAACUAUUCACAUUUUCUCCUAUAGACCCAGAGAAUGAGUUAUUGAUUAGCUAGGCAAUCCAGAGAGUAAGUUACUCAUUAGCUAGGCAACCCAGAGAGUAAGUUACUAUUCAGCUAGGAGAUCCAGAGAGUGAUCGAUUUACUAAUUAGCUAGGCAAUCCAGAGAGUAAGUUACUCAUUAGCUAGGCAACCCAGAGAGUAAGUUACCAAUCAGUUAUGAGAACCAGAAGUGAGUUACUAAUUAACAUGGAAACCAAGAGAGCAAGUUACUCAUUAACUUGGGAGACCCCGAGAGCGAGUUACUCAUUAACAUGGAAACCAAGAGAGCGUGUUAUUCAUUAACUUGGAGACCCAGAGAGCGAGUUACUCAUUAACUUGGAAACCAAGAGAGCGAGUUACUCAUUAACUUGGAGAGCUACCGGGCGAGUUAUUCAUUAACUUGGAGAGCUUGAGAGCGAGUUACUCAUUAACUUGGAGACCCGAAGGGCGAGUUACUCAUUAACUUGGAGACCCAGAGAGCGAGUUACUCAUUAACUUGGAAACCAAGAGAGUGAGUAACUCAUUAACUUGGAGAGCUAGAGGGCGAAUUACUCAUUUACUUGGAAACCAAGAGAACGAGUUACUCAUUUACUUGGAAAGCUAGAGAGCAAGUUACUCAUUAACUUGGGGACCCAGAGAGUGAGUUACUCAUUAACGUUGAGAGUUAGAGAGUGAGUUACUCAUUAACUUGGAGACCCAGAGAAUGAGUAAUGCAUUAAUUUAGUAACCAAGAGAGUGAGUUACUUAUUAACUUGGAGACCAAGAGAGCGAGUUACUCAUUAACUUGGAAACCAAGGGAACGAGUUACUCAUUAGCUUGGAGAGCUAGAGAGGGAGUUACUCAUUAACUUUGAGAGCUAGAGAGCGAGUUACUCAUUAACUUUGAGAGCUAGAGAGUGAGUUACUCAUUAACUCGGAGACCCAGAGAGCAAGUUACUCAUUAGUUAGGAGACCAAGAGAGCGAGUUAUUGAUUAUAAUUAGCUGAAGGGAAUUAACGUAUAAUGAUAAGAUGAGUUUUGUUAUGUGUUGCUGUGUGCCACUGUUAUAUGUGUGUGACCAUAUGUUGGUGUAUGUGUGAAUUGUAGAUACUAGUCAAGCAUGUGUACAUCCACUUUUCCAUAUGCCUGUCUUUUAUAUACAUUUUGUAUACCAAAGUA
Pecten maximus is the source of this 5041-nucleotide messenger RNA. Its product is annotated as ras-related protein Rab-39B-like. The record is from RefSeq and is a predicted model, not a curated record. Gene Ontology annotation, cellular component: Golgi membrane. Gene Ontology annotation, molecular function: GTP binding; GTPase activity. NCBI's taxonomy places the organism in Eukaryota, Metazoa, Mollusca, Bivalvia, Pectinida, Pectinidae. Bases 101 to 745 code for a protein of 214 amino acids. The transcript has 2 exons.